Molecule: messenger RNA, 1845 nt
Organism: Suillus plorans
Lineage: Eukaryota; Fungi; Basidiomycota; Agaricomycetes; Boletales; Suillaceae
Product: GMC oxidoreductase-domain-containing protein
Exons: 16
Coding region: 1-1845 (614 amino acids)
Molecular function (GO): oxidoreductase activity, acting on CH-OH group of donors; flavin adenine dinucleotide binding
Source: RefSeq, a predicted model, not a curated record
AUGCCUCAUCCAAUCAUAUCAGAAUUUGAUAUUAUUUUUGCUGGGGGUGGUAGCACAGCUUGUGUUGUCGCAGGCCGCCUGGCUGCAUUGGAUCCCUCACUUACUAUCUUAAUUCUCGAAGGGGGCCAACACACUCUCAAUCAAGAUGUGCAUGUGCAGCCUUACAAAUUUACAAGGAAUCUGGUGCCAACGAGUACCACCAUGACAUUCAACGUUGGAAAUCCAAGUCCACGUCUCAACGGCCGUGCUCCGAUCGUUCCUUGCGCCCAUUGCGUUGGUGGAGGCUCAAGUGUAAAUGCUAUGUGUUACACUCGUGGACCUGCCUCAGAUUUUGAUGACUGGGGAGCCGAAGGGUGGGAAUCUAAGAACUUGAUUCCCCUCAUCAAGAAGCUGGAGACAUAUCAGGUACAGCCCGAUCGCCCAACCCACGGGUACGGUGGACCUAUCAAAGUGUCCCCUGGUGGAUGCAAACUAGUUGUCUCCGAAGAGUUCAUCCACGUUGGCACGACAUAUCACAAGAGGCAAUAUGCUGAAGACACUGAUGAUUUAAAAACAUGCAACACAUACAGUCCAUGGGCGAAGUACAUUGACGGGACAACUGGAAGGCGUUCUGAUGCGGCCCACAACUAUGUCUACAACCAAGCUCACAAUGCAAAUUUGCAAAUAUGGGUUGGCAAGCGCGUGAAGCGCGUGAUCUUUCAAGAUAAGCGUGCUGUAGGUGUCGAGUUCACUAGCGAUCCAGUGUCUUGCCCAGACGCGGAUCAGUCAUCAAGCAUCGUGAAAGCAUCAAAACUUGUUGUUAUCUCUGCUGGGGCAUUCGGUUCGCCGGCCAUCCUCGAGAGGUCUGGGAUCGGUGCCGAAGCAAUUCUCAAGCGGUGCAAUAUCAAGCGACUAGUGGACUUGCCUGGCGUUGGAGAAAAUUAUCAAGGGUUAAGAGAUCACAACCUUGUCUCUACUCCAUACUUUGCUGCCGAGGGAACUGUUACUAUGGACCCCCUCUAUCUUGGGGAGGAGAGUGACGUUGUUGUCCAGAAAAAUCUGGCGCAAUGGAAAAUUGAUGGCAAGUCACUGAUUGCCCAAAAUAGCAGCGAUGCAAAAAUAAAAUGGCGUCCUGAUGACGACGAACUGAAAGCCAUGGGUUCAGCUUUUCAACCACGAUGGAAAGAGUUCUUCCAGGAUCGCCCAGACAAACCUGUUGCACUAUCUUCUCUCUGUGCAGGAUCUGCUGGGUUCUCGGGUAUCCCUCGUGGCAAUUACAUCACUGCCAACUAUUUUACACUGUACCCCGUGUCUACUGGCAGCGUUCAUAUCAAAUUGAACGAGAACGGCCAGGAAGGAAUCGACUUCAAUGCAGGCUUCCUGGAUGAUCCAUCCGAUAUUGUACCUCUUAUCCUCGUGUACAAAAAGACGCGCGAAAUCAUUCGACGCAUGCCUUCAUAUAGAGGUGAAGUCCCCAUAGGCCACCCUCAUUUCUCACAGGGAAGCGUUGCAGUCUGCGGAGCAACAACCGGGCCGGCGGACUUGAAUGCGCCUGACAUAAUCUACACAGCAGAAGACGACGAUGCGAUCGAUCGAUACGUUCGUGAUCACGUGCAAACGACAUGGCAUUCGCUCGGAACUUGCGCCAUGAAGCCAAGGGCAGAUCAAGGGGUCAUUGACGCUCGGCUAAACGUGUACGGCGUGACAAACCUCAAGGUGGCGGACAUGUCUAUUGCGCCGAUAAAUGUUGGCACGAACACAUAUUGGACAGCGCUUGUCAUUGGGGAGAAGGCUGCGAUGAUCAUUGCUGAUGAGUUGGGUAUUGGAAGUCGAUCAUCGUGGAAAAGUCCUCAAGCACGUCUGUGA